Messenger RNA from Bombus pascuorum, 1342 nucleotides. RefSeq names its product hatching enzyme 1.2. The coding region runs from base 392 to 1342 and encodes 316 amino acids. The record is from RefSeq and is a predicted model, not a curated record. Gene Ontology annotation, molecular function: zinc ion binding; metalloendopeptidase activity. NCBI's taxonomy places the organism in Eukaryota, Metazoa, Arthropoda, Insecta, Hymenoptera, Apidae. The transcript has 5 exons. Gene Ontology annotation, biological process: proteolysis.
UCAUGAAUAUGCAUUGAUAUAUUAUUUUCGAAGAAAAUGGCAAGCACUAUUUUGAAUAGACCGGAAACACAUUUGAUUUUGACAUGAAUUUUCAUCACUACUAGUAAUAUAAACUAGAAAAGAGAAAGUUGCAGAUGAAGCGUUGGGUUAACGCAAUGUUGGUCCUUAAUGGGUUAAUCAACGGAAAUGACGGUGCAUAUCGGUUACGAACAAGUUUUACCAAGUAACGUUUGAUAAUGGGAGACACGAAGGGUGGGCGGAAUACGUGUCUAUUUAUUUAAGUACGUAUGUUCCUGUUCGCGUAUAAAAGUACGGUUGUACGAUAUGUAUUCUAGUUGAUAUUUUGUUCGACGGAAAAGUAACGAUCGAGCAUACUAUUUAUCGCCUAAGGAUGCUUCGGUUCGAAACUAGUGAAAUAACAAUUAUAUUAUUCCUUGUAACGGUGGCAAUCGGUGUCGAUUCAAAAGCUACUGAUUACGGUUUAAAACGAAAGAUCGUACCACCAACGCCGAAAUUUGAAGGAACGUUCAACGAAAGACACGAGCAUCAAACCAUCGCUGAUCGCAUAAGAUCAUGGACGAAAGAGGACAAGCAGAACAUUUGGGAAUUAAGUGGUUUGUACGAAGGAGAUAUAAUGCUUAAUUCGGAGGAAGAUGGGGGGAAAAAUGGUCUGCUGAACAACGCGUUUCGUUGGCCAGGCGGAGUUGUACCCUAUUACAUAAAGGAAGAGGAUUUCGAUGAAGAAGACAUCGAGGUAAUCGAAGGUGCUAUAGAGGAAUACCAUAAGAACACCUGCAUACGUUUCCGUCCUUAUAAAAAGGCAGAUACCGACUAUAUCACUAUAAAGGGCAAAAUGUCGGGAUGUUGGUCCUUGGUUGGUAGGCACGAUCGCGGACAAGUAGUGAAUUUGCAGAAUCCGGGAUGCGUGCAGCAUGGUGUGGUCGUGCACGAGUUGAUGCACGCAUUAGGCUUUUACCAUCAACAGAGUGCCGCGGAUCGUGACGAGUGGGUGACGAUAAAUUGGGAAAAUAUAAAACCAGGCAAGGAGCAUAAUUUUAAUAAAUACGACAAUGGCACUGUCACAGAUUAUGGAAUUGGUUACGAUUAUACGAGUGUAAUGCAUUAUAGUUCUCACGCGUUUUCAAGAAAUGGUAAACCGACCAUUGCACCGAAAAAGGAGAAAACAGAACUUGGUCAACGAAAAGGACUCAGCGGAAAGGAUACCCUGAAGUUAAUAGAAAUGUACAAAGAGGAAUGUAACAAACGGCAAAUGAAUGUAACCACGGAUAGCGAUGAUUCAUCGGACGAUAUAUCCAUCGAGUGGCUGCUCACUAAAUCGUAA